This is a messenger RNA of Fusarium venenatum, 366 nucleotides long. RefSeq lists its product as uncharacterized. Gene Ontology annotation, biological process: positive regulation of transcription by RNA polymerase II. Gene Ontology annotation, molecular function: transcription coactivator activity. The record is from RefSeq and is a predicted model, not a curated record. Gene Ontology annotation, cellular component: nucleus. NCBI's taxonomy places the organism in Eukaryota, Fungi, Ascomycota, Sordariomycetes, Hypocreales, Nectriaceae.
AUGGCCGACACAACCGAGCAGCAGCAACCCAAGCUCGUUGACGACUCUCCCAUCUCCCCUGUCGAACGACGAAACUCGUUGGAGGCUCAUCUCAAGCACCGCCCCGAGCGCUCCGAGCUUGUCGAGAAGAACAUCCUUCCAGCCUCUACCGCAGCGCCAGGCCUCCUAGCACACCAGAAGGAGCUCGAGAAACACAUGCUCGAGGACAAGCUCAACGACAAGAUCUCGCACCGCCCAGACCCCGAGUCUCUCAUCAAGGAGGGUGUUCUCCACGACGACCCCCGCGCCGUGACUCAGGACGAGGCUGCGAAGAAGUACGACGAGGCCAUCGAAGACGAGUAUGCCAAGCGUGAGGGUGGCGCCUGA